Molecule: messenger RNA, 1426 nt
Organism: Ictalurus punctatus (channel catfish)
Lineage: Eukaryota; Metazoa; Chordata; Actinopteri; Siluriformes; Ictaluridae
Gene: mrps27
Product: mitochondrial ribosomal protein S27
Exons: 11
Coding region: 46-1278 (410 amino acids)
Cellular component (GO): mitochondrion
Molecular function (GO): protein binding
Source: RefSeq, a predicted model, not a curated record
CUUUACACCCCCCUCCCACUAAGCCUGAAAUGGUACAACCCAAACAUGGCUGCCUCCAUCCUGCAACGCUUUCUCCUAUCUGUCAGGACUACGUCGAAAUAUGUGACUUCCAGCUUAAGUGGCAGAAGAUGUCUGCUCUCAGCGGCUUACACAGACACCAGAGUGUGGGAGCAAAGACAACACGACCCCCAAAACCUAGCUACACUGGCCUCUCUUAUGGACAAGACUUAUGAGAAAAAGCUUCCGGUUAGCUCUUUGACGAUAUCACGGUUUGUAGACAAUAUAUCUUCUAGAGAGGAAGUUGAUCAAGCAGAAUAUUACUUGUAUAAGUUUCGACACAGUCCGAACUGCUGGUAUAUCCGUGACUGGACCAUUCAUAGCUGGUUUCGACAGUGUGUUAAAUAUGGAGCCAGAGACAGAGCCCUGUACACACUCAAGAAUAAGGUACAAUUUGGAAUUUUUCCAGAUGAGUUCACAUUUAAUAUCCUGAUUGACUCUUACCUAAAAGAUGAAGAAUACAAGGAAGCCUCCUCAGUUGUUGUGGAGGUGAUGCUUCAGGAAGCUUUUGACCUCCCCACGACACAGAUCUUAUCCCUGUUUGCACUGAGCAAGUAUUUAGCAACCAAGCCGGACUUUAGCUGGCAGGAGGAGAGGAACAUAGGAGCAGCUCUUCUGCUGGCUGGACUGAAGCAGGAAAAUUCUGUUGGCUUUAGUGCUCAGUUACUUGGUCAUGCACUCAUUGGUAAGGUGGAGAUGGUCAGAGGAAUCCAUGCAGUGUUUCACAACAUGCCCUUGAUGUGGACCCCUGGUUAUCUCGGUAAAGGCCUGGUUGUUAUGGAGCGAGUGUGCAGUGAUGCUGGAGAUUUGAAACUAUGCAAGGAAAUUCUUGACUACAUGCAGAUGAUUCUGCAGGAACUUGAGGCAACACUUGCUUCUGAAGCAGCAGAACAGGAAGCUGCAGAAAACCAGACUAUUACCAUAGAUGAGGAAGAUGAGCUUGAACGAGCCAAACUACCACAGUACAUGGCUAGGUUCAAGGAGCUAAACGAGCAGCUACACACACAGGGGAAAGUUGAGAUGCGCAGUCUAGAUACACUUGUGUCCAUCCUGGCUGAAGAGAAACUGAAGACCUGUGAGGAGCUAGAUGUGGCUCAGUAUGAGAAGAACAUGCAGGCCUGGGAAGCAGAGCGGAUACAACUUGUCCAGAGGGAGGAAGUGAUGCGAAGAAAAGCAGAAGAGGAACAUUUGGCCACAAAAACAGCCCAGGCAGUUCAGUAACACUCUCAGUCUGGGAGGAGAGAAGAGAUAUUGUUAUUUCAUGUUUAUUUUAAAUAGCCACAACAUUAAAAUAGUUUUCUGUUGGUUUUUUUCCACACUCUGUCAAAGUCUAAACAAUAAUAAAUAAACCAGAAUUUAUUAACUAUUA